AUGUCUUAAAGCGAUAUAGAAUUUUUAGAGAAGUAUCAUCUUCAAUCCAAGGAUUAAGCUCUUUCUACAUUAGUAAAAGGAUCACAAGAGUAUAUAUAUUAUACUCUCCUCAAAUCCUUGAAUGAACAACAAUCCAAUCUGAAUGAAGAUUAAAAAACACUUUUAAAGAAUCUAAAAUCUAAUUCCGAUAAUUUUAAGAAUAUUGAGUUUCGAUCUCUCAUGCUUGAGUUUGACAGUCUUUCUAAAGAAGAAGACACCAAAGAAAAUUAAAUAAAAAGAUAAAAGCUUAUGUAAAUUAUCAAUGAUAAAUACUUGUAUCUCCAAUUCAACAACCCAGUAGAUAAGCUACAUGAAUUUUAAAACGAAUAAGACUCUUUGAAAGAAGCAUAAUUAGGGUCUCGUUAAUACAGAACUAAUUUGGACCCAAAAAAUGUCACUUUAAAUACAUAUUUACAAAAAGCUUAUUAAAUUGAAAACCUAAAUAAAUUUUCUGUUUAUGCACUUCGAUAAUUAUAGUUUGAAGAAAUCUUGAAAUGUAGUGACAAUUGGAUUUAAGAAUAUUUAAACAUUCUUGCUAGUUCAAAAGCAUUAGAAGGUUUGGAUUUUGUUAUUCCAUUAUUUUAAAGACUUAUAAAAGGAUAAUUUCAAUUAGGAUCGAUUUUUACAGCCAUGAGUUUAUAAUAAAUGGAAGAGCUUUAAAAAGUUUACGAGGAUUUGAAAAAUAAUUUAGAUUUUAUAACAAACUACUAUGCCAAAAGAUUCGAUUCCUAGAAUGUCUAUCAUACUGAUGCUUUGAAAUAUAAAGAACAUUUGCAAGAAGUUUAAGAUUGGUAAAAGACACUGCCUAAAUAAUUUUAAUUUGAAUCAUUAGUCUUUAUCAAUUUAUUAAGUCUAAAUGAUAAAUAAAGUAAUUAUGACAUCCAUCUCUUUAUUUCAUAUCUUUAAACACCAUUAAAGGAAUAUCCUGGUAUCAAUUAAAAUAUAAGGGAUAGCAUGGGGAUAAUCAAAAUUUAAUUUAAUCCUAUAUCUCUACCAGUAGAACACGAUCAAAUUAUUUAUAGACAUCUUGAAUAUAUGAUUAAAAACGACUUAGAUUUAGAAUAAAUCUUAGAUUAUUUUGAAGAGAAUUAUUUGAAUAAAGCAAAGGCUUUGCUGUAUUUAUAGUUGGGGAAAGAUAUACCAAAUUUAAAUUCAAUUCUAACAGAAAAUGAAGUCCUUAAAUUACAGAAUGAAAAAUACAUUGAAUUUCAUUAGUAAACUAAACUACAACGAUUCUAACAUGGAGAAUCAGUUAAACUUUGCAUUUUCUUAAAGAAUAUUCCUUCAUUAUCUAUCAAAUUAUUCUAAAUUGACACACUUAAUUAUUAUUUACAAGACGAAUCACAGAAUUUUCUAAAUCUUAAUCUAAAAGGCUUGAUUCCUAAAAAUGAGAUGGUUUUUGAUUACUCAAAGGAUUUUAAGCCUACAUUAAAAAUGGAGAAAGAAAUCGAAUUUCAUGAAAUAAGUUAAUAAGAAAGAGGUAUAUUUAUCAUUGAGUUCUAUGGAAAUGGCAUAGUCUCAAGAGCAUUAAUCUAAAAAGGAAAUAUUUAAUUAAGGUAAAAAAAAACAGUUUCUUCAGGCCAUUGCUUUGAAAUUUUGAAUGAAAAUUUAGAAGUUUGCUGUUCCAAUACAACAGGACUUUGGCUGGACAAAUAAUUUUACAAGAUUGAUUAAGAAAGAAAGGAAAUUUUGAUUCCAUUUGGGAAUACUACUUAAAAUCAAAAAGUGAUAAUUACUCAUGAUGGGUUUGCAAAUAUACAAAGUAUAUAAAUCGAAUAAGAAUCAUACAAGUUAAAAUGUAGAGGAGUAAUCUCUGAAGAAUCCAUGAUCUUAGGAAAUUAAGCCAAAAUUUUGUUAUUCCCAAAGCUCUUUGGAAAUUAAAAUGUAAUUAGUUUGAAAUUGUUAAAAAAUGCAAUCAUUUUAGUUACAAUAUAUAAUGAAGAAAUGAAUCCAACUGUUUUUACAUUUGAUAAUGUAAAAUUUGAAGAUAGAAAGCCAUUUGAAAUGGAUAUACCUAUCAGUAAAUUUAAACAGAUUAGAAUUUAAGUUACUGCUUAAAUUUAAAGUAUGUUAAAUAAAUCAAUAAUUGAUCUAAAAGAUUAUAUUUCAAUAGUGGUUGAUGAGGAAUAUAACACCGAAUAUUUUAAUAAUCAGUAUCUAUAAUAAACUGAAGACUAGGGUUAUACAAUUUAUGUGUUAGGCAAGGCUGGAGAGCCUAAAAUCAAUGUAAAGCUAGAAUUAACAUUUCUAAUUCAGCAUUAUCAAAAAUUCACAGAAGUUUUUCAAACUGACGAAAAGGGAAGGAUACAUUUAGGUUAAUUGAAAAAUGUAACUUAAAUUAACUCAAAGCCGCUUGAACCUUAAGCAAUAAAUCAAAACCCAAGGAAUUGGAUCAUUUCUAACCUAGACACAUAAAAUAUUCCAAAUCAAAUAAAUGCAUUAUCAGGUUAAACUAUCACAUUACCUGUUUCUAUUGAAAAGGAAAAUUUACUAUUAUAUAAAAUACAUAAGAAUUAAAUAAUUGACUAUUUCUCAUAAACUUGUGUUUUAGAAAACAAUAAGUUAAGCUUUACUUUAACUGAACCCGGAAAUUAUGAGUUAUAAUUAAUGGUUGAUAAUAACCCUAAAGUAACUUAAAUAUAAAUUUUUAAAGGAAAACCUAAAAAUGAUAUUGAUGGAUUUAUAAACGACGAUAAAUUAAUACUAGACUAAUAAUUAAAUCAUCUAAUUUCAAUUUAAAAUAUAAAAAAAAUACAUGAAGAGUCAAGCGUGAAGAUUACUGGAUCAAUAUGUUCAAACCGCCCAGUAAUUCUUUUUGCACUAGUUGAAACAUUUUAUAAAUAACCCAAUAUUAUUAUACAACAAAUGAAAAAUAUACUAUAACCUGAGAAGAAAGAGGAAUUCCAAAUGUUUAAAAACUAAGUUGAAGUGAAAUAAAACACUAAAAUUUCAGAAGAAGAACAAUAUGUAGAAAAUAGAAAAAAACAGGAAACAUUUAUUGGCAAUACUUUAGAGAAACCUCAACUAUUACUUAACAGAUAAUGUAUCAGAGAGUGUAUAAACGAAAGGGAAUUGCUAAAUGAAGAAAAAUGUAGCCCAUCAAAUAAUCAGUGUCUUCCUUGUUCAGAUCUUAGGGCAUAAAACAAAGACUAUUCAGGAGAAGAUUUAAAUAUGAUCUCAAUUUUCUGUAAAUUGGAUUUUUUGAAAUUCCCUGGAAAAUUAAUUACGCUAGAAUUGAAUGGAAGCAAUGAUGACAAAGAAGGCAAAGAAUUCUCUUUAUAAAUUCCUAAUAGCUAUUCUCAAAUUACUCUUUUUGCUGUAAAUGAUUAUAAUUAUGCCCACUAAUAAGUCUUAUUAGCUUAGUGUGGAAUUAGCACAAGAAGCCUUGAACAUCAAACAAAUCUUAAAAAAGAUAAAUGUUAUAAUAUCUCUAGGAAUUCUUAAGCAUUUAAAAAGGGAGAAAGUAUCUACAUUAAUGAUGUAACAGCCACUUAAAUAAAGAUUAUCGAUUCUCUAGAAAAAGUAUAUAGAGAAUUAGUAUCAUUAAAUAAUAAUGGAAAAAAUUUGAGAGAAAAAGAUCUACUAAAUUGGGAAUUUCUAAUAAAAUGGAAUUUAAAAACAUUAGAACAAAAACACUAACUCUAUAAUGAAUACUAAAGUGAUGAGUUAAAUUUAUUUUUAUUUUUCAAAGACUCCCCCUACUUUGAGGUUUAUGUUAAAAAUUACAUUAGGUGUAAAAUUGAAAAAAAUGUAGUUGAUCAUUUUUUAUGUUAAAAUGAUGCAGAAUUAGAAAGGUAUCUCUCAAUUUACACUUUUAACUCUUUAAACACAAUCGAAUAAAUUUUAUUACUGGUUUAUUCUUAGGAAAUAAUACAAAAUUAUACUCUCUCUAAAAAUAUAUAUUCUUAUUUGCAAUAAAAUCAUGAUAUUCUCCCAUUUGAUUAAAUUUAAGCUUAACGCCUUUUCGACACUGUUUUAACUUCUCAAGAGGCUAAGGAAAUGAAAAACAAUAAUAAUAAUAACAAUAAUAACCCAACCAAUCCAUUUUAACCCCCAAAUUUAGGAGGGAUGCAUUAAAAUAGACCUCCUCCACCCCCCCCACCACCACAUUUAUAUCCAACCUCAUCAACAGGCUUUAGGUUUGGAGGAUUAAUGCCUCCUCCACCUCCUCCACCACCUCCACCAGGAGGAUCAAUGCCUCCUCCACCUCCUCCCUCAAAUCCUUUCUCCACUUCAACUACUACCACAAAAAAAUCAUUGUUUGGAAUUCUUAAAUCAAAAAAUAUAGUAGAAGACAAAAUCGGCUUAUUGCAAUAGUUGUGCUAGAGAAAAGUAGCAUUAGGUAGAAAAGAUAAUGAUUUCAGUGAUGAUUCAAGUGACGAUGAGCACUAUAACGAAUAGAGAUAACAAUAUAUUUAAAAUUAUAAAAACGUUGAAAAAACAAAAGAGUAUGGGGAACGACAUUCCUAUUAUUAUAAAGAUUAAAUUGUACCAGUAAGGUUAAAUAAAUUUUUUAUAGAGUUGGCUAAGUACACAAUGAAUGAAGGAAUUUUAAAUAAAUCUUCUUUUAUUACUUCUGAAAUUAUUCAUUACGAUACAUUUUCUGAAUUCGUUUUUAUUCUUUCUAUUUUAGAUCUGCCUUUCUAAAAUGUAAAAUAAUAGUAUUAUUAAUUCUAAGAAAAAGGCAUGUAAAUUGUAUCGGAAUCUAAUUUAAUUUAUUAUAGUUAAGAAAUUAAAGAAAUAGAUAUCUAGUUAAGAAAUGAUAUUCUUAUAACAUAACUAUUCUUUGACUAGCAAAAUAGAAAAAAGGAAUUUUUAUCAUCAUAAGAAUUUUUAACAAAUCAUAUUUAUGGAUCAUUAAUAAUCAUUUCCAAUUUCUCCAAUGAUGAUAUUAGUACUUAAAUCUUCGUCGAAAUACCAAAUGGUGCAAUUCCAAUAAUCUCACCCUUUUAUUCAAAAUAAAUUAACAUAUCUUGCAAUUCAUUAUCUACUGCUAGAUAUACAUAUUACUGGUAUUUUCCAAAAAAAGGCACAUUUUCUAUUCAUCCUGCCUGCUUGACUAUUUUUGAUAAAGUGGUAGCUAUAGCAACACCUCAAGAAUUUAAUGUGGUUGAUUUUAAAGCCAAUCCUAAUUUAGAGGUAAUAGAAGACAUAUUAGGGACUGGAAAUAAGACUAAUAUUUUAAAAUUCUUGGAAAGCAAAAAUAUAUUUGAUGAAAAAGUGUUUAAAUCAUCUCAAAUAGUCCAUCUAUAUGAGGAUAAAGACUUUUAUUUGAAAGUUCUAAAUAUAUAUAAGGCAAAGAAAUUUUAAGACUCCUAAAUCCUUAAUUAUGCUGUUUACCAUGCAGAUUUUGAAGGCUUAAAGGAAUUUUUCUAGCAAAAGCAUAUUAUUGAUAAAUUUAAUUCCAUUAAAUAUUUCAAAUGCUCUCUUUUUGAGAUCAAAAACAUUAAAAUGCUUGAGUAUUAUCCAUUAAUUACAAAGCGUAUUCAUAAACUUAAAUAAGAUGAAUAAGGAAUUCUUAACGUUGAUCUCAGGAAACAAUAUAAAGAUUAUCUAUAGUAUUUAAUUGAAAAACCAGUUCACUCGAUUUAAGAUAAAUUGGGAUUCUCCUAUUACCUCAUAUUGUAAGAAAGAAUAACAGAAGCUGUAAAAGUGCUGAACUCUAUAUAAGUGCCUAAAAAUGCUGACAAUUCCGAAUUGCAAUAUGAUUAUUUUAAAGCUUAUUUUGACUUUUAUGUUGGUUAUCCUAAUUUUCAAGAAGCUAGAAGAAUUUGUGAAAAAUAUUUGAAUUAUCCUGUUAUUUAUUGGAGAAAUUUGUUUUAUGAAAUCGCUAAUUUAUUAGCUGAAUUUGAUGGUGAUGAUGAUCAAAAAGAAGUUGGAUUAGAUAAAGAUUAACAUUAAUAGUUGAAGUAAUUAGUCUUAAAGGAGGAAACGUUAUCAUGCCACAUUUAAGGAACUAACAUAAUGCUUUCUUAUUCAAAUCUCAGCCAAGCUACAAUCAUGUUUUAUAAUUUGAAUUAAGAAGUAGUAUUUUCUAUUGAUCCGUUUUAAUUAAAUAAAAGCAAAGACUAUUAAAUUAUAAAAUCAUAUCAUGAAAUUAAAUUGAAAUUAGAAAAUGAAAAAGAAGGAAUAAUAUAUAAGAAAGUUAUAGAAAUCCCAUUGCACAUCUAAAAGCAUAAUCUAUUUAUCUAGGUUAAUGGUAUUCAUAAGAAAUGUUUCUAAAGCUAUUCUUCAAAUAGAUUAGUUGUCAAUAUUAUGGAAAAUUGUGGUUAAUUAAAAGUGUGUGAUUAAAAUGGAAAGUAUUUGUCAAAAGUUUACGUGAAAGUCUAUGUAAAAUAGAAAACUUAAGAAUGUUAUUUCUAUAAGGAUGGUUAUACUGAUUUAAGAGGUAGAUUUGAUUAUGCUUCCUAAAAUUCAGAAGAAAUUUCCCAAGCAUAAUCUUUUGCCAUUUUGAUAUCAGAUGAGUUUUACGGAUCUACUGUAAAGGAAGUGAAAACACCAUCCAUUUUAGGAAAAUGUGAAGGAGAUGUCAAGCUUGUUUCAACUAUAUGGUAGAAAAAAGUUGAACAUUAAAAGAUAAAUAAAUAUUUAACGUGAUGAGUGAUUAUAUUUAAUACCAUUGACAAAUAAAAAUAUUAACUCCUUUUA
This is a messenger RNA of Paramecium tetraurelia, 6687 nucleotides long. RefSeq lists its product as uncharacterized. The transcript is spliced from 4 exons. The record is from RefSeq and is a predicted model, not a curated record. NCBI's taxonomy places the organism in Eukaryota, Ciliophora, Oligohymenophorea, Peniculida, Parameciidae.